Messenger RNA from Pangasianodon hypophthalmus (striped catfish), 1374 nucleotides. RefSeq names its product odorant receptor 131-2-like. NCBI's taxonomy places the organism in Eukaryota, Metazoa, Chordata, Actinopteri, Siluriformes, Pangasiidae. Gene Ontology annotation, biological process: G protein-coupled receptor signaling pathway. The transcript has a single exon. Gene Ontology annotation, molecular function: G protein-coupled receptor activity. Gene Ontology annotation, cellular component: membrane. The record is from RefSeq and is a predicted model, not a curated record. Bases 121 to 1191 code for a protein of 356 amino acids.
GCGUGAUCAGGGCAGACCUGGUGUCAUCAUCUCUCCCUGUGGCCCACGUGGUGCCAGGUCUCGGCUAAUAUAUGAAAGUGGGAUUCUGCUGCAAAGGACAUACAUGCACAUUAUUUGUAAAUGAUAUCUAUUGUUUUUGUAAAUCUGAUCUGUAAGGAAGUGGUGUUACUUUGUAGUGGCUUAUCUUUUACUUCUGUUUUACUUCUGUCUACUAUUUUGUAUUAUAUUAUGUCAGUUACUAAUAAUAGCAGUGUAGAGAUUUUGUUUGUACAACAGACAUUUCAGGUUGUGCUGACUGAGGGACCAAUAAUGAAAGUUAUUUUUGCAACAUUAAUGUCUAUAUUCUUUAUUUAUUUGAAUGCUAUCAUGAUCUACACUCUUUGGAGCAAGUCUGUUUUUAAAGAGACUCCACGCUACAUUCUGUUUACCCACAUGCUUCUCAAUGACUCAAUUCAACUUUUCUUCACCUCCAUGCUGUACAUUUUCAGUCUAUCCUUACUCAAAUUAGUCACGGCUGCUUGUGCUUUUGUAGUUUUUGUUUCAGUUACAACGUUCCGUAAUGCACCUUUAAACCUGGCUGUGAUGUCACUAGAGCGUUAUGUGGCCAUAUGCUUUCCUCUAAGACAUGCUGAAAUAGCCACUCAGAAAAGAACUCAUAUUGCUAUUGGAGUCAUUUGGUUUAUUGGUUCUAUAAACUUUGUAAUCGACUUGCUUUAUGUAGCAGUAUUGGACCGUAACUUUUUAACCUCACAAAUAUUGUGCGUAAGAGAAAGACUCUUCAUAAAGCAAUGGCAAGCAGAUGCAUUACAAGCUUUAAGCAUAUUCUACUUUGUUUUAGUGUCUAUGAUCAUCCUUUUCACAUAUAUCAACAUUGUGAUCACAGCCAGGUCCAUUCCCUCCAAUAAAGACUCUGCUGCAAAAGCUCAUAAGACUGUGCUGCUGCACUUCAUUCAGCUGGGCCUGUGUCUUUCCUCUUUUCUCUACAGCUUCAUAGAGCGAGCUGCAGCAUUGGUUGUUAACAGUACCCUUAUCUCAGACCUGCGUUAUUUAAACUACUUGUUUGUGCUGAUCUUGCCACGCUGCCUAAGCCCACUCAUCUAUGGACUGAGAGACAAUGCUGUACGGCCCUUAUUCAUCUACUACUUUUGGCAUGCCACAGGCAAACGCAGGUCUACUGUCAACGUACACUGAUUUAAAGAUAUCAGAUGCUUGCCAGCCUCCAUGUGUAAUGUUUCGGUGUUGUGGAACAUAUAUAAAGAAUGGUUAUGCAUAUGUUGUAAUCCCUCUCUGCUGGGGGUUUUGUUUCAACUCUGUAAAACCCAACUCUGCUCUCAUCCACCUGCUAAACUGAAUGCAUGAGACUGUGUACCCACU